CGCCGGAACCCGCUGAUCCGGAGUUGAUUGAUUUAAUCUGCACUAAAAGAAGAUGGCGUCGCGUUUCUGGACACAGGGUGGAAGUGACAGUGAGGAGGAGACCAGUGAUUAUAGUAGUGAUGUUGAAGAUAGUGGGGCAGUUGAGUCCACUGCUCCAAAAGAUGGAGACAAAUACCGUAAUGAGAAAUAUAGAGACAAUGGUAGUGACAGUGAUGAUUCUGAGGAUCAGAAGCGUGUUGUUCGGUCUGCCAAAGAUAAGCGUUUCGAGGAAAUGUCAGCCACUGUCGACCAGAUGAAAAAUGCUAUGAAGAUCAACGAUUGGGUGAGUUUGCAAGAGAGCUUCGACAAGAUCAAUAAGCAGCUUGAGAAAGUCAUGAGGGUCACGGAGUCUGAGAAGGUUCCCACUCUUUACAUUAAAACCCUUGUGAUGCUAGAAGACUUCUUGAGUCAGGCUUUGGCAAAUAAGGAUGCUAAGAAAAAGAUGAGUAGCAGUAAUGCCAAGGCUUUGAAUUCAAUGAAACAGAAGCUCAAGAAGAAUAAUAAGCUGUAUGAGGAGUUGAUUAAUAAGUACAGGGAGCUACCUGAGAGUGAGGAAGAAGUGGAAGAGGAUGAGGAUUCUGAGGAGGAAGAAUUAGAGAAUGAGAUUGAGGACCCAACCAAGAUUGAUGCUUCUGAUGAGGAGGCGGGUGACAAUGAGGAUGACGACGUUCCAGAUAGUCUUGAUGAUGGCUGGGAGAAGAAGAUGAGCCGGAAAGACAAGCUCAUGGAUAAACAAUUUAAAAACCCUAACGAGAUUACAUGGGAAAUUGUCAACAAGAAGUUCAAAGAGGUUGUUGCUGCUCGUGGGAGGAAGGGAACUGGUAGAUUCGAGCAGGUUGAACAGCUCACCUUCUUGACAAAGGUUGCUAAGACCCCUGCACAGAAGCUUGAGAUUCUUUUUAGUGUUGUAUCUGCUCAGUUUGAUGUUAAUCCAGGUCUUAGUGGUCACAUGCCGAUUAAUGUGUGGAAGAAGUGUGUGAAGAAUAUGCUUGUUAUUCUUGACAUUCUUGUGCACUACUCUAACAUUGUAGUUAGUGAUUCCGUGGAGCCUGAUGAGAAUGAGUCGGAGAAGGGACCUGACUAUAUUGGGACAAUUAGGAUUUGGGGGAAUUUGGUAGCAUUCCUUGAGAGGAUUGAUUCCGAGUUUUUUAAGAGCUUACAGUGCAUUGAUCCACACACCCGUGAAUUCGUUGAAAGGCUCAGGGACGAGCCUAUGUUUUUAGUUCUUGCUCAAAAUGUUCAAGACUACUUGGAACGCGUUAGAGAUUUUAAAGCUGCUUCAAGGGUGGCUCUACGUCGGGUUGAACUCAUAUACUAUAAGCCUCAGGGGGUCUAUGAUGCGAUGAGGAAAUUGGCUGAGCAGACUGAAGAUAACGGGGUUGAUGCAGGGGAAGAGCCUAAGGUGAUUGAGGAGAGCAGGGGCCCACCCGCUUUUGUGGUCACUCCUGAGCUUGUGCCGAGGAAACCAACUUUUCCUGAGAAUAGCAGGACACUGAUGGAUAUUCUGGUGUCCCUUAUAUACAAGUAUGGAGAUGAGCGAACUAAGGCCCGCGCAAUGCUUUGUGACAUCUAUCACCAUGCUCUCUUGGACAAGUUCUCAACUUCCCGUGAUCUAUUGUUAAUGAGUCGCCUGCAGGACAGCAUCCAGCAUAUGGACAUUUCAACUCAGAUACUUUUUAACAGGGCCAUGGCACAACUUGGUCUGUGUGCAUUUCGGGUUGGCCUUAUAUCCGAAGGACAUGGCUGCCUUUCUGAAUUAUAUUCAGGUGGAAGGGUGAAGGAGUUACUUGCACAAGGUUUUUCUCAAAGUAGGUACCAUGAGAAGACCCCAGAGCAGGAAAGAUUGGAAAGGAGGCGCCAAAUGCCGUAUCACAUGCACAUAAACCUCGAGCUUCUCGAAGCGGUCCAUCUGAUAUCUGCCAUGCUGUUAGAAGUGCCCAAUAUGGCAGCAACCAGCCACGAUGCUAAGCGCAAAGUCAUAAGUAAGAACUUCCGACGGUUGCUCGAGGUGAGUGAAAGGCACACAUUCACAGCGCCCCCAGAAAAUGUGAGGGACCAUGCAAUGGCAGCGACAAGGGCCCUAAGCAAGGGAGACUUCCAGAAGGUCUUUGAUGUCGUCCAGUCUCUUGACAUCUGGAAACUACUCAGGAACAAGGACACUGUCCUUGAGAUGCUCAAGGCUAAGAUUAAGGAGGAGUCUCUGAGGACCUAUCUCUUUACCUAUUCAUCAUCCUAUCAUUCAUUGAGCUUGGAUCAUCUAACAAAAAUGUUUGAUCUCUCGGAGGCACAGACGCACAGCAUUGUCAGCAAGAUGAUGAUCAAUGAGGAGCUCCUUGCUAGCUGGGACCAGACAACCCGGUCCAUUGUAUUCCACGACGUUGAGCACACGAGGCUCCAGGCUUUGGCAUUCCAUCUUACAGAGAAGCUGGCAAUUCUGGCAGAAAGUAAUGAGCGGGCUGUGGAAACUAGGAUUGGCGGCGGUUUGGAUCUUCCUCCAAGGAGGAGAGACGGACAGGACUAUGCUGCUGUGUCGACUGUUGGUAGUGGUAGGUGGCAAGAGGGGUUUUCCUUCACUCAGGGAAGGCAAGGAAGUGCUGGUGGCGGGAGACAACAGACAAUUGGCCAAGCCGGAGGAAGUAACUAUUCUAGGCAGUUCCGUGGCACGGGUGGAUAUUCUGCGGGCAACCGAUAUCAGGACUCUACUUAUGGAGGAUCAGGGAGGUAUCAGACUGGGUCUGCAGCAAGGUCAUCUCAGAUGAACAGUUCGGCCCGCAUGGUGAGUCUGAACAGGGAGCUUUUCAAGCAGAAGUCCUGCUGUUUCUGAGUUUUGACUGGGAGAAGACUUUUUUACGUGAUUUUUUUCAGUCCUAAGUUUUGAAUUCUGAUGUAUUACUUAUGAUAUCAGAACCCUAUUCAUCGUCCACAUUGUUGUCACAUUUUUGUAAUAGAUUACUAAAAGCCUGGAUAACAGCCUUCUGUUUAAUUUUU
This is a messenger RNA of Rhodamnia argentea, 3027 nucleotides long. Its product is annotated as eukaryotic translation initiation factor 3 subunit C-like. NCBI's taxonomy places the organism in Eukaryota, Viridiplantae, Streptophyta, Magnoliopsida, Myrtales, Myrtaceae. Gene Ontology annotation, cellular component: eukaryotic translation initiation factor 3 complex. The transcript has 5 exons. The record is from RefSeq and is a predicted model, not a curated record. Gene Ontology annotation, molecular function: translation initiation factor binding; translation initiation factor activity; RNA binding. Gene Ontology annotation, biological process: translational initiation. The coding region runs from base 53 to 2863 and encodes 936 amino acids.